CCCGAGCGCCGGGCGGCAGAGUCGGCAUCACUUGAUGACUACACGCAAUGGCGGCUGUUAAUGUAACAUGGCUCUGCUUUUGUGUGACGCUAAUACGCGGAGUUAUUUCUUUGACUUUUCCAAUAAGUGAUGAUUAUUCGCGCAUGCUGGAGUUUACCGGAGUUCACUAGUCUCGUCCUGCUGGAAGUUGACUUUAUUUGUUCGAGCUCGUCUAUUCCGUGAGUGGCAUUAUGGCGCUGUCCCAGAUUCAGUGUCUGGACGACAACCACGUCAACUUGCGGACCAACGAGUCCAAGCCGGACUUCCUCUACGGCGAGGACCAGAGACUCGCAUUGGAGACUUUGCUCCAGGAGGGCCGGCAGUCCUUGGCCAAGUUCCUGCAGGACCGCCAAAUGCGGAGCUUCCUCUCGGACCUGGAGCUGGACGCUCUCACCGCGGCGCAGGAGCCCUAUAACCCGGGCGUGGACCUCUACCCGGAGGGCGCCGAGGAGGACGAGCCCCCGCUGUCGCUGCACUAUUGGCCGGACUUGUCGGACAUGUCCAUCCCGCAGAUGGACUUGGGCUGGCCGCAUUCAGAGGGCUACCGCGGGGUGACGCGCACCUACGUGCACACGCAGCCGCCGAUGGAGGGUGACACGCACAUCAAGGAGAUUGUCAGGAGAAUGAUCGCGCAGGCGCAGAAGGUCAUUGCAGUGGUCAUGGACCUCUUCACCGACGUUGACAUCUUUCAAGAUCUGAUUGAUGCUGGUUACAAGAGGAAGGUUUCUAUCUAUAUCCUGUUGGAAAGCACAACAUUACCUCAUUUCCUGUCCAUGUGCCAAAGGGCCAACAUGCACGCGGGACACCUCAAGCACCUUCGGGUACGAUGCACAGAGGGGUCAGAGUUCAACACUCGGUCAUGCUCCAAAGUCAAAGGUCGACUUGGCCACAGAUUCAUGUUCAUCGAUGGAGACAAAGCUGUGUCGGGGUCAUUCAGUUUCACCUGGAUGUCUUCACGACUGGACACAAAUCUUGUCACCGUGAUUACGGGACAGGCAGUGGAGGCCUUUGAUCAUCUUUUUCUCAACCUUUAUAUGAGCUCCAGAUUUGUAGAUCUUCGGCAAGUCACCACAAACCCUGAGCCGGAGGCUGACCCUCUCCCACAGCCAGUCACUGUAACCCUUCCUUCCACGACUAUUGCAAGGAAAUUGUACAACCCAAAGUAUGCCUUACUGGUCGGGGAAAAUGCAAGUCCCUCCCCCUCUGCCGUCCAAAACAGCCCCAAAGAGUCACAGACACCGGAUGUCCCAGAUACCAAGAAGAGGCGACGAGGAAAGGGGAGUCAAGAACCUGGAGAAGUAGAGGAGUUCAUCCAUCCGGGACUUAUUAAUUUAGAGAAGGCUUGCUUGAUCAACUACCUGCCUACCUGGCCAGAGCCGGACCCCCCAAAAGAUGUAAUUGGGUUUAUAAACAUCAUGGAUACAAGCAAACCGACUCAAGUGCAUCUGCAACGCUCUGAGAGGUUUGAAACCAGUCAAGCGAUCCGGUUCAGCAGUCCUUUCAGCAAUGACAUCCUGCCUGUGGUUGCAAAGCAAAGGGAGGCAUCUUUAAAAACUGAGGAGAAGACAAAUCCUGCAUCAUCACAAAAUAUAAUCAAAGCUGAACAGCCUGGAUAUGACACAGUACAAUUCAGGGAUCCCACCAGUACCAAAGCUGAGAAACUUCAAGUACUAUCAUCUGCAUUAACCAGACAAGAUGACGGUCAACCCACGAAACACACAGCCUCUCAAUUUAGCAACGUAGAACGCACUAAACAAACAAAUACUGACAGUUCUAAUACCGAAUACAGGGCACACGCGAUGGAAUCAAAUAAGACACAAGCCCCUCAAUUGAAAAGCUCUGUUGAUUUAAACUCAGGAACCAAACACCCGCAAACUAAGAAAGCAAUGCCGCUCAUGCAAACUGUUCAUACCCAGCAAGAUCGCACUUCUGAAAGUUUCACAUCUUUAUCUGUCAAUAAUCCCGCUCCCACAACUGAUGCCUCUUUGUCUGCAAAAAGCACCUCCUCGACACGCUCUGCUCUUACCUCCCGCUUUGAAACCGUCCAACACCUCUUAUCCUUAUCCUCAAGCUCAACUCCUACAACCCUGACACCUCACACUGCCCAUUCAGUUACCAAAGCUGGCGACACCAGCGAUGGCCCGGUAAUGUCAAACACUGGUACGUCUAAGAUGCCUGACAGCCUGACUACAACGAAAGCAGCCGGCCCCAAGUCCACUGGAGAACACAGGCAACGGACACCUGUAAUGCUAAAAAACAAUAAUAAAGAAACUGGAGUGCAAAAAUUUGACAGAAACAAAAAGGAUAAAGAAGCAGUAGGACUGCAUGAUGGCAAAAGAGGAACCCCAUGUGUCUCUGCGAACACAAAAAAAAGCCAAUCAGAGGCCACUUUUGCACCAACUAAAGACGGUACUUCUGAUGAGCUGAAUUCUGUAGAUGACGGAAGUGCAAAGCCACAGGCAGAUCAUGCAGCCACAGUAGAGACAAAGACCAGAGCAACAGCAAAACCGAUCACUCGUUCAAAGUCUGCAAACAUUGAGAAUGAAAAAAACGCUGACAAAAAAACUUACCAAGUAAGAGAGAACAAACCUCAAAGAAUAUCUUAUUCAGAAAAGCCUUCGCUGAGUAUGUGGGAGAGGAUUCAGGCACAGACACUUGAUACAUCCAGCAAAGAUGUCAAAUCCACAAAACUUCAUGAUAAUACAACACAUUCAAAAAAGAACGCCAGAGAAGCCUCCCAAGAUUCUGCAAAGAAAAAAGAACUCUCUCAUGCAGCCGAAAAAUCCCCAAACUUACAUUUGCCAGAUGUCCGAUCAUCAGAGAGAAAAUCGUGGUCAACACCAGACUCACCUGCUAAGACUCCAGACCUUCAAACCUCCACGUCAGAUAUGAGUGAUGGGUAUCUCUCAUCGAGAGAUGACUCCAAUCGGUCCACGACUUCUGAAGAGUAUCAGGAAUGUAGCGCCUCUCCAAACCAUGAAAGGAUGUUUGAAAAAGCAUUACACCAAAUCCCCGGUACAACAGAUACUCAUACCGAUAAAUCCCAAGCAAAUACUCCUAGUGUAGAUAACCCCAGUUUAUUGUUCAAAGACUAUAGCUCUGUGGUUGCUUUGUUUGGCACCAAAGACAAGCAUGUACCGAAAAAUGAAACUCAGGCCCUUGAUAAGAAAGUGAAAAAAUUGGACAAGGAGGAAGUGAGAAAUAAAGACAGUGGUAUUCAAAAAAUGGAUGAAAAGGGAAGGACAUUUAGGUCUGAACGAGAUUCCAAAGGGAAGGACAGGAGGAAUGGUGAGGAGUCAAAGACAACUGGUUCACCGAAGACCGCUGAAAAAGCAAAGGAGACCCAAGCUCAAACUCCUAUAAGAAAGCGGGCGUUGAAUAUGUCGGCAACAGGGACACCAGUGCACAAGGACAAGAACUCAGAAGUCAAAACUGAGAAGGCAGGACCCAGCAAUGUGCAGAACAGAGAUGGCUUAGCCAGACAGGUUGAUGGUCAGAAGCAGCCUAAAGCAACAGCCAAGCCCUCUCGUCUUGUCUCAACUCCGGUGGCCCAAGAAGAAAAGAAAGUCUCCCACAGCUCUUCACAGGUCUUUGACUAUUUAUCGUCUUUCCAUAAAGCCUCUUCGGAACAACCGCCUUCAUAAGCAGCUCAACGCGAGAAGAUUCACCGGUAGAGCCGGACAGUUGCGUCAUGCACAUGCGGCAGGAAAAGCCUAAACUUGCCUAAAUUCCCAACGUACCAAAAAUGCUAUUUACUGCAUGGGAAAACAGACAUGACGGAAGUUUAAUUUUUCGUCAUCAUUGACUGGUUGGACAACAAAAAACGCUUGAAGUACAAGACAAGCCAGUUGCCAGCGCCUCAGAACAAGAGUUCUGCAAUGAGUGUGAAUUCUACUUUCACACCACAACUAGCUCAAGGCCCAGAUCCCUAAAGACGAUGAAACUGAAUACAGUGUCAUGUGCACUCCACCCUUCUACCUCCGUUUGACCACUUAGGAGGAGUUCAGUAAAGAGAUGAACCUGCUUACGUGUGGCUGGUCACAUGCUCAGACUGUCUGACAGGUUAAGCUAGACAGUUGCGGAACAAGAUGACACACCUAAGAGUCACUUCAGGUUGUACCAGACCCAAGGUCUUGUACUGAACACCAUUUUCACAAGGACAUUUAGUUGCCUUCUUGCUUCAUGCUAGGCAACACCCUCUCCGGAGGUCUGGGAGCUUCUUCAAGUGCCCAAAUAUGAUAUUUGUGAUGUCAAAUCAAUCCUGUAGAAGUUGGGAUUGGAUUUAUUUAGAGGUUUGGUUUAGAUACUUAGAAUAUACCUCUUCAUCAAUGUAUUCAACCGCAAUGCCCAAUUCAGUUGUUUGGUCGAUCCUUUAUAUAGUCGUUCACAUUACAAAAAAAAAUAUUUUUAACGUGAGUGGAAUGGGUUUGAAUGGGAUAAUGACUAUGUUCACACAGCAGGGUAAAAUGUCCAAUUUUAAUUUUUUUUGUUAAAUCCGAUCUCUUUAUUCAGUCGUUGAAAAAUGCAAUGUCUAAUGUGAACAUGACGUCAUGGCUUCACAUUUGCUGCAGUGUUUGUAAACAUAGCUUCAAUUCCAGUAGGUCUCAGUCCUGGCGUAUUUGUGGCAAUGUUAUGUUGUGCAAUCAAAGUCAACAUUUUCUUAACUGAAUUAUUGGGCAUAGAAGAUUAAGAAGAAAAAGGCCCAACAUUUUGGCCGCAGUUUGUGGGGCAUUUCAAGGUCUGUUCCGAAGAGCGUGUGGGCGAACAUUGACGUGAGUUCCCAAAACAUGUUAUUUUCACAUGUUUUCUACUUAUUUGUCAGCUACUUAUUUUGCAACCGACUAUUUUGGCAAAUAAUUAUGACGAGUAUUGCUAUUUGAUCAUAAAUUGGUUGGGUGACUGCAGACUGCAGUCGCGAUUGAUAUAUAUCUGAUUUAUAUCCACAUAUGAAAAAAGCCUGGUUCGGAUUUGAAAAAGUCUGAAUUGCACUGUGUCCAUUGACAUGAAAAACUCAGAUAAAGGUCACAAAUGGGCAACAAAAUCCGGAAUUGAACAUUUUCUUAACCAAAUUAUUUUGCAUAGUAGAUUAAGAAGGAAGAGGGAAAGAAUGUUGGCUCUCUGUAGGGCAUUUGCUUCGAUAUCUGUUCAGAUGAUCAUGUGGGUGAGGAGUCGGAGCCAGGAGUGGUGGGACAUUGACGUGAAUUUUAAAACAUCUUCUUUGCAACUGUUAUCUGCUCGUUUGUCGCUUUUUUGAUGACGCAUGAGUCAGAUGGACGCGAAGCAAAGCGUUCAGACUGCAGUCACAUGGGGCGCAUAUCGGAUUUAUCACCACAUACGCAAGUGGGUCGGAGUUGAAAAAAAUCAUAACUGUACUGUUCACAUUGACAUGAAAAAAACAAAUCUGAAAUGGGGGAAAACAAAUCGGAAUGACCUGUAAUGCACGUGUUUGCUUGGCAUUCACCUUGGCAUUUUUAAUCAGCAGACCAAAAGUUGCCAAUCAAAAAGCCUAUGCAAAACGCUACAGACCGACUGGAUCAUAUUUCCGUGAUUAAAUCAAGCAUUUUUUAAAUUUGAAUGACACGGUGUACACCAGUACGUGUUUUAAAAACAUUGCUGUCAGCUGAUUAUUUUGUUCAAUCAGAUUACACUUACACAAAUUUAACUUUUUAAAAAAGCCCCCAAUAUUUUGACAAAAAAUACAAUUUUAUUGUCAGAAUGUCGUACAGGAAAAUUUUUGUAAAUGUUUUACUUGAAUACACGUCAUUUGCUAAUAGUUAUAUCUGAAGUACUGUGGGGGUGUAUUUUGAAAUUGUCCAUAGAGCACACCAGACUGAUAUGCAUUGACCUGACAACUGACUGUAAAGCAACAUUUUCAAGUAACUGCCCGCGGUUAAGGUAAUGUAUAUGCAUCCAUCCAUCCAUUUUCUACCGCUUAUUCCCUUCGGGGUCGCGGGGGUGCUGGAGCCUAUCUCAGCUACAAUCGGGCUGAAGGCGGGGUACACCCUGGACAAGUCGCCACCUCAUCGCAGGGCCAACACAGAUAGACAGACAACAUUCACACUCACAUUCAAACACUAGGGCCAAUUUAGUGUUGCCAAUCAACCUAUCCCUGGGUGCAUGCAUAUGUAGUCAAAAUAAACUGCAUGAUUCAUCUGUGUUUACACAUGAUUAUUGCGAUAAUGUUUUGUGAUUGAUCGCAACUAUGACAGCCCUCGUUUUAACCAAAGCAAACAACAAGUGAGAACAUGUUAACAGCUCAUCUCACAGUUACAAUUUUACAACUCAUAAUAAGAAAAUGUAUUGGUCGAAAUGAUUACAUCAACCAGUGUCCAUAAACAAAUCUGAUAUUGGCCAUAAUAUAACCACUACAAUCAUGGGAAACUAAUUCAGGUGACUCCCAGCAGCCCUUGCGUGUGUAUUUGGACAUCUUAGUGUUUAUCAGCAUUUAAAUUAAUUUGUUGCAAAGAAAGCGUGAGAUUAUGUGACAAUUAUGAUACAAUGUAAAUAUGUAGUUAUGUUAACAUUUGCUAGCUGCUUCAUAAAGGGUUUUUUUUUCUAGAAGAAUAUGUUUUAGUACAGCUGUACAAAAAACAAGGUGGUUUGUUAUUCACAUUCCCUUUAAAGAAUACCACAAUGUGAAUGGGAAUUUUGAGAAAAUGUCUACUAGAUAUGAACGUGGUCAUGGCUACAAUAUCAAAACUUUUGUUGUGGUGUUGUCCCCAAGUAGGGAUGGGUACGUUCACAUUUGAACCGAUAUGGUACCAAUUUCUGAUACCUGGGAACUCGACGAUACCAAUUUUCAGUACAUUUGUGUGUUAUUAAAAUAUAUAUAUUUUUGAUGAUUAAUUAAAAUUUUCAUUGCAAAAUUUUAAAAUGAGAUGAUUAUGAUAACUCUUUCUGAGUCUCAUUUAAAGUUGCAAGUCCAACACGUUGGAUGGCAGUAGUGUAUAGUUUAUGGUAUGUUGGCUAGUCAGUUCAGUCUUUGCUGUUGAGUCUUUUGUUGUGCCCUAAAAAGUGUUAAUACUCUAAGUAUUGUACUUUUUGCAAACCAGCUGUUUUUUUUGUAACACGCAUCUUAGUUGUAGUUUUCAUUAACACAUUUGGAGGUGUUGAAAUCGCCAUGUAAAAUCACUAAUGCUAAUCAGUAGCAUGACAAUAGUAAAGCCAAUGUAUAUUAACAUCAAGCUAACGCAUUUUAUGAAAAGUGGAGCCAUACUUAACUAAAUGUUGGAGCGUUUUUUGAGUCAAUGUCUUUUUUGCCAUUGAAAAUUGCAACAUUACCUAAAGGUAGUUUUUCUCAGUCCGAUCUCAGUGCUGCUGGAGUGAUUGCCAAGUGCAGAAGUGCAAAGAGUAGACAACUCAGGUUCCGUAACAUAGCACCGUUGGAUUGAAUGUGACUUUGUACUUGUUGGACCGGCGGGAUUUGGUCGGUGCCAAAAAAGCACUGGAUUUGGUACAGAUCCUUAUCAUUAUGUUACGCUUAUCUACGUCUCUCAUUAGAUCCAUAUACACACAGACCAUAUGUGACAUUAGUAACAGUUACAGAUCUCAAUCAAGUAGUUCUGUUUUUUUAUUUUUUUUUAAGAAUUUAUUUAUUGUUCAGAAGUAAAUAUUUAAAUGGAUAACAUCCUCACAGGUAUAAACAGUUACAUUGUAUUUGUACAAAUUUGGCAAUAGGGCUCUCUUCCAUUUGACAUUCAUUGUGCAUUUUAUAUUCAAAGUAUAUUUAAGUAGGGUCUUGUUUACAGAAUGUUCUGUUACUCUAUUAUUGCUGAAAUAUAUUGUUAUUGACAUGAUGUACAGUAAGUCAUUCAAAAAUAAAAGUUGCCAAUGUUUUUUCGUCCUUUGUACAAAAAGUUUAUUUAUAUUCAGAAUGUUCUUGACAGAAACGUCAAGCAGAUUGUAAAGACACAUGUUCUCCAGAUAAAAAAGAAGGAGCAUUUAAAGCUGUUCUAGUUUGGAAAGUGGGAAUAUGCACAGCCUCUGUUUGCAGGACAAAUAAACCUAUUGAAGACCUCAAUGACUCUUUAAUGA
Entelurus aequoreus (snake pipefish) is the source of this 8073-nucleotide messenger RNA. Its product is annotated as protein FAM83G-like. The coding region runs from base 231 to 3683 and encodes 1150 amino acids. NCBI's taxonomy places the organism in Eukaryota, Metazoa, Chordata, Actinopteri, Syngnathiformes, Syngnathidae. The transcript is spliced from 5 exons. The record is from RefSeq and is a predicted model, not a curated record.